Molecule: messenger RNA, 1381 nt
Organism: Ziziphus jujuba (common jujube)
Lineage: Eukaryota; Viridiplantae; Streptophyta; Magnoliopsida; Rosales; Rhamnaceae
Product: GDSL esterase/lipase At5g33370
Exons: 5
Coding region: 26-1123 (365 amino acids)
Molecular function (GO): hydrolase activity, acting on ester bonds
Source: RefSeq, a predicted model, not a curated record
GAAGAAAAAAGGCAUCAAAUUAGCCAUGGCUACUCUUGCAAUUAGUUGCUGCACUAGUAUGAUUAUAUUAUUACUUCUCUUGGAAUUGCUGGCACAAGUGGAGGCUCGGGCUUUCUUUGUUUUUGGUGAUUCCCUUGUUGAUAAUGGAAACAACAAUUAUCUAGCCACCACCGCUCGUGCUGAUUCACCCCCUUAUGGAAUCGAUUACCCAACUCGCCGAGCCACUGGCCGAUUCUCUAAUGGCUUUAAUAUCCCCGACUUUAUCAGUCAACAAAUCGGCUCGCAACCCACAUUGCCAUACUUGAGUCCAGACUUGAAUGGACAAAGACUACUUGUUGGUGCCAACUUUGCUUCAGCAGGAAUUGGAAUUCUGAAUGACACUGGAAUUCAGUUUCUAAAUAUAAUCAGGAUGAGCAGACAAUUGGACUAUUUUUUGGAAUACCAACAAAGAGUGUCAGCACUUAUUGGUCGUAAGCAGAGAAGAGAACUUGUAAACAGAGCUCUCGUCCUUAUCACUGUUGGUGGUAAUGAUUUCGUUAACAACUACUACUUGGUGCCUAACUCUGCCAGAUCUCUGCAAUUCUCUCUUCCAAAUUAUGUCGAAUUUCUCAUCUCUGAGUACCGCAAAAUCUUGAUUAGGUUAUAUAAAUUGGGAGCACGGAGGGUUCUGGUGACAGGGACUGGACCAAUGGGGUGUGCUCCAGCAGAGCUAGCCAUGCGCAGCUCAAAUGGCGAAUGCUCAGCUGAGCUUCAACGUGCUGCUGCUUUAUACAACCCCCAGCUCGAUCAAAUGUUGAAGGACCUCAACAGAAAAGUUGGCAGAGACGUUUUCAUCUCCACAAACACACAACUCAUGCGUAACAAUUUCAUCACCAACCCCCAAGCUUAUGGAUUUAGUACAUCAAAGAUAGCAUGUUGUGGACAAGGACCAUAUAAUGGACUGGGGCUUUGCACUAGACUUUCCAAUUUGUGCCCAAACAGAGAGCUGAAUGCGUUUUGGGAUGCCUUCCAUCCAUCUGAAAAGGCCAAUAGGUUGAUCGUGCAGCAGAUUAUGACCGGUUCUGCCGAUUACAUGAACCCCAUGAACCUAAGCACCAUCAUGGCCUUGGAUUCGAGGACUUGAAAAUUCUUCCCUCUUUGGUUGAAAAUGUUUAAUCAUCUUCUGUGAUAUAUAUAUAUAUAUAUAUAUACACACACACACACACACGCACACUAGCUCCAGGCUGUGCUGUACUUUUGUUUUGAUUCUAUUCAUGUAUGUGAGCUAUGAUUAGUAAGUUCCUAGGAGGUACUCUUCCAUGAUUAGAUUCACAAGGAAAGUUCUUCAUGAAUGAGGAAUUUUAAGUACAAUAAUAUAAGUUUCUAAUUUCAUGAGAGAAGA